This is a messenger RNA of Eutrema salsugineum, 2044 nucleotides long. RefSeq names its product scarecrow-like protein 5. The record is from RefSeq and is a predicted model, not a curated record. Gene Ontology annotation, molecular function: DNA-binding transcription factor activity; sequence-specific DNA binding. Gene Ontology annotation, cellular component: nucleus. The coding region runs from base 177 to 1778 and encodes 533 amino acids. The transcript has 2 exons. Gene Ontology annotation, biological process: regulation of DNA-templated transcription. Lineage: Eukaryota; Viridiplantae; Streptophyta; Magnoliopsida; Brassicales; Brassicaceae.
UGGUGGAAAGUGGGCAGCAAGUGGUAGCAACAAAGCACUUCUCUUUUGAUUCUUUUGCCUUUGAAGCUUCAAAAAUCGAAAUCAAAAACCAAUCUUUUGCUCAAACCUCAAGAAUCUCUCUAUCUUCCUGUCUCAAUCUCUCUCUCUCUCUGCAAACCAAACCAGAUAAUUUCAAUAUGGAGGCUACUCAGAAACAUAUCAUUCAAGAUGGAUCUUCAAUGUUUUACCAUAAACCAUCUUCAGCCCAGCAGAUGGACAUCUCAGUUCAAACUUUUGAUUCUUACUGCACACUUGAAUCCUCUUCAGGCACUAAGUCUCAUCCUUGUCUUAACAACAACUCUUCUUCAACCACAAGCUUUUCCUCUAAUGGAAGUCCGAUUUCGCAAUCCAACAACAACAACAACAACAACUCUUCACGGUUUUCGGAGUUUAAUCAUUCCCCUGAUGACAACAACAACAACUCUCCCUUAAGCGGAUCUUCCGCGACAAACAACAACGAGACAGAGCUUAGUCUCAUGCUUAAAGAUUUGGAGACUGCAAUGAUGGAGCCUGAUUUAGACAACAGCUUUAACGGUUGUGAUCAUCAAGCCGGGUUUGGACAACAACACAGGGUUGUUUCUUCAGCAAUGUAUAGAUCUAUGGAGAUGAUCUCGAGGGGAGAUUUAAGAGGAAUGCUCUACGAAUGUGCAAAAGCGGUCGAGAACUACGAUGUGGCUAUGACUGAUUGGUUGAUUUCUCAGUUACAGCAAAUGGUUUCGGUUUCUGGUGAGCCUGUUCAGCGCUUAGGAGCUUAUAUGCUUGAAGGGCUAAUUGCUCGUUUAGCUUCUUCUGGUAGCUCCAUCUACAAAGCAUUGAGAUGCAAAGACCCAACAGGUCCUGAGCUUCUUACUUAUAUGCAUAUCUUAUACGAAGCUUGCCCUUACUUCAAGUUCGGUUAUGAAUCCGCUAAUGGAGCUAUAGCUGAAGCUGUGAAGAACGAGAGUUUUGUGCACAUUAUCGAUUUUCAAAUCUCUCAAGGUGGUCAAUGGGUGAGUUUAAUCCGUGCUCUUGGUGCUCGUCCUGGUGGACCUCCAAGAGUUAGAAUAACAGGGAUUGAUGAUCCUAGAUCAUCGUUUGCUCGACAAGGAGGGCUUGAACUAGUUGGACAACGACUCGGGAAGCUAGCUGAAAUGUGUGGUGUGCCUUUUGAGUUCAACGGAGCUGCUUUGUGUUGCACGGAAGUUGAAAUGGAGAAGCUUGGAGUUAGAAAUGGAGAAGCUUUAGCGGUUAACUUCCCGCUCGUUCUUCACCACAUGCCUGAUGAGAGUGUAACGGUGGAGAAUCACAGAGACAGAUUGUUGAGAUUGGUCAAGCGUUUGUCACCGAGCGUGGUGACUCUAGUUGAGCAAGAAGCGAACACAAACACUGCGCCGUUUCUUCCACGGUUUGUGGAGACAAUGAACCAUUACUUGGCGGUUUUUGAAUCUAUCGAUGUGAAACUCGCUAGAGACCACAAAGAAAGGAUCAAUGUGGAGCAGCAUUGUUUGGCUAGGGAAGUUGUGAAUCUUAUAGCUUGUGAAGGGCUUGAAAGAGAAGAGAGGCACGAGCCGUUAGGGAAAUGGAGGUCUAGGUUUCACAUGGCGGGUUUUAAACCGUAUCCUUUGAGCUCGUAUGUGAACGCGACGAUCAAAGGGUUGCUUGAGAGUUAUUCAGAAAAGUAUACUCUUGAAGAGAGAGAUGGAGCAUUGUAUUUAGGAUGGAAGAAUCAACCUCUUAUCACUUCUUGUGCUUGGAGGUAACACAAGAACUUUGCUUGGUUUUGAGAAAUUUCGAGAACUUAGAAUAUUUUCUUUUACAGUUUACAGAAUCUGUUUGUAAAAGUUAAAAACUUAUGAACCUAAGAAACACUUGCCAGAUGUUGUAGUAGUAACUAGUAAGUGUUGUUGAUGACCCCAGGAUGUUUAAAAGUUUAUGUUUUUAUUUUCUCAAAGAAACUAUGAUUUGACAUUGAAACUUAGAACUCUCUUCUGUUCUGAUGUGAAAAAUUAUAAGGCUUUUCUGGUUU